GAUUCCAAAUCUCUAAUUACCUGUUUCUAUCCUUUACUAAAGUCUUGAUAACUACCCUUAAAAAUCUUGAACUCAAGGUUUAAGUUUCAGUAAUUCACAAGCAUACCUGCUAAACAUAAGCCUAAAUCCAAAAAAACAAUCUUUUUAUGGAACCCAUCAACCAUUUUGGGUUUUCAUUCAACAAUAUCCAUCAAAAACUACCAAUUCGCCAGUUUUCACAAGCAGCCCGUGUUGAGGAACAACACCAACUCUUGGCAGAAGAAUCAUGGGAGCUGUUGCAGCACUUUGAUGAUCAGGUUUAUCCUUCUGGUAUGGCUACUUCUGUAGAUUCCAUGGAGGAGUACCAAUUUGUUGACAGUUUCUUUAACAUUGAUCAUAUUCACCACGGUGAAUUGCCAUCUUCACCCGAGGAGAAUCACCUAGAUCAGCUGUUUGACUCAUUCUUGCAUGAUGUUGACCUUAACUCUUUCUUGAUGCCCAAUGAUCCUAUGCUGAUCCAAGAAGAGUAUGACUUGAUUGAUAUGAGCAGCUCGUGUGAAGAUACUGCUUUUGUUUCUUCACUGUCGUCAUCUUCAUUAUCUGAUAUUUCCAUUCAGCCCAUCUACGAUAAUAGCACAACCACCUUCAUAACAUCCACAAUAGAGGAUCAAGAUCAGGAUCGUCUGAGGGUGAAUGGUGUUGAUGAUGGGCUUCAACUGGUGCACUUGCUCUUGGCAUGUGCAGAGGCAGUGGGUUGCAGGGACACCCAACUCGCCGAUUCAAUCCUAUCCAAGAUUUGGUACUCAGCGAAUCCUUUGGGCGAUUCUUUACAAAGAGUAUCAUAUUUUUUCGCUAUGGGGCUGAAAUCGAGACUAUCCCUUUUGCAGACCAAUGUGAAUGCAAACGGUACCAUCUCAAUAUCAAAUGGUUGGGGGAGGGCGACACUUCCCACAGAUAUCCAAAGAGAAGAAAAGAUUGAAGCUUUUCAUUUGCUACAUCAAACCACACCAUAUAUAAAAUUUGGAUUUAUUGCAGCAAAUGAAGCCAUAUUUCAAGCAGCAAAAGGGAAGGAUUGUUUGCACAUUAUUGAUUUGGGAAUGGAACACACGUUACAGUGGCCUUCACUGAUAAGAACCCUAGGUUCAACCACGGAUGGAGGAGUGUCGCCAAAGCUCAUCCGGAUCACUGGAAUUUUAGGAGAUCGAGGAGAAAUGAUGGAGUUGGAAUCGAGUAUGAAGGAGACCAUAGUGGCUGAAGCAAAUUCUCUUGGAAUUGAAGUAGAGUUUCGGCUGAUUUCUGGACCAGCCACGCCAGCCAUGUUAACUAAAGAAAACCUAAGGUUGAAAGAAGGAGAACCGUUGUUUGUAAACAGCAUACUCCACUUGCACACGUAUGUAAAGGAGAGCAGAGGGUCCCUGAAAACUAUACUCCAGGCAGUCAAGAAGUUGGGACCCACACUGCUAACGGUGGUGGAACAAGAUGCAAACCAUAACGGGCCGUUCUUUCUUGGGAGGUUUCUUGAAUCGUUACAUUACUACUCGGCUAUAUUUGAUUCACUAGAGGCAAGCAUGGGCAGAAACAGCAUCGAGAGACUGAAGAUCGAGAGGAACCACUUUGCGGAGGAGAUAAGAAACAUAGUGGCGUAUGAGGGAACAGAGAGGGUGGAGAGGCAUGAGAGAGCUGAUCAAUGGCGGCGGCAGCUAGGGAGAGCAGGGUUUCAGGUGGUGGCCGGAGUGAAGGAGCGGCAAGCAACCGCCAUGAAGAGUGUGAGCGGUUGUGAUGGAUAUACAGUGGGGAAUGAUCAGAAAGGGCAUGUGUUGCUUGGUUGGAAAGGGAGACCUAUAAUGCUUGCCUCCACUUGGCAACCUAGCUCUCCGUCCCCCUCCUAGCCCCCAUAGGCUGCCAGUUCGUAUCUCUUCAAGGCCACUGAGG
Messenger RNA from Cynara cardunculus var. scolymus (artichoke), 1911 nucleotides. RefSeq names its product DELLA protein RGL1-like. The coding region runs from base 147 to 1868 and encodes 573 amino acids. Lineage: Eukaryota; Viridiplantae; Streptophyta; Magnoliopsida; Asterales; Asteraceae. The record is from RefSeq and is a predicted model, not a curated record. Gene Ontology annotation, biological process: regulation of DNA-templated transcription. Gene Ontology annotation, cellular component: nucleus. Gene Ontology annotation, molecular function: DNA-binding transcription factor activity; sequence-specific DNA binding. The transcript has a single exon.